AUGUCCACCCCACAAGACACCCACGGCGUCAGUGCUUUCUGGCGGGACACCGAACCGCCCACCUGCCGCAUGCAAAUCCUCUCCCUCAUCGAGGACAUUCCCUCCGCCACGGACCUCGUGGAGAAUCCCCGCUUCCGCAACUUCAUCUACGUCUGGAUGCAGCGCGCGCGCGCCGACUCGCUCCCGCCCACCCGCCUGUACGGGAUCAUCAUCUGCGGCGACCGGGUACGGCUGUACACUGAAUUCCCCCGGGGCCACGAGCACCACGAGACCGGGAUGCUGCAGUUUCAGUAUCAGGGACGUGAGGUGUUCUCCUCACACAGGGACGAGGCGGUGUUCCGCGAGUUCAUAGACGUGGUACAGGCACUGCGGUACGAGGACAUAGAGCAGGGGCAGGUGGAUCGGGCGUACGCAAAGAUCCGGAGGGGGGAGCUGCCACCCCCGGAGGAACGGGCGACGCCGGCGAAUCGAGGGCCCUGGACGAUUCAUAACACCUCGGACCCCGCAGGAGGCGGACGGGCAUCAUAUCAUGAAUGUGACGUUAAGAGAUCUGGAUUAUGCCGCCCCUGUGGUGUGGAAGGUGAAUGUUACUGA
Molecule: messenger RNA, 594 nt
Organism: Aspergillus japonicus CBS 114.51
Lineage: Eukaryota; Fungi; Ascomycota; Eurotiomycetes; Eurotiales; Aspergillaceae
Exons: 1
Coding region: 1-594 (197 amino acids)
Source: RefSeq, a predicted model, not a curated record